This is a messenger RNA of Plasmodium gaboni, 963 nucleotides long. RefSeq names its product putative exported protein. The record is from RefSeq and is a predicted model, not a curated record. Lineage: Eukaryota; Apicomplexa; Aconoidasida; Haemosporida; Plasmodiidae. Bases 1 to 963 code for a protein of 320 amino acids. The transcript is spliced from 2 exons.
AUGGCAAAACAUAGUCAAAAGAACUUGGUUAUUUCAUUUAAUAAUAAAAUCCAAUGCACCAUGAAAAGUUCUAGUCAGAAUGUAAAUAAAUCCGAUUCAAAAGAAAAAUUAAAAAGGUGCACUUAUUUCUAUAAAGUUUUAUUAUGUUCCAUUUUUAUCUGGAUAUGUCAAUGUUUUUAUAAUAAUUCUUAUUAUGUGUAUAAAAAAGAUGGAAUAAGAUAUAAAGGAAAGAAAAUAUUAGGUAUAAGAAUUAAUAAAUCCUUAGCCGAAAUGGAUCAUAGAAAAUAUCACCCAGAAUAUGAUUAUGAUUCUCAAGAAAAUUAUGAAUCAUAUUAUGGAGUUAAUCAAUAUAGUGAUGAAAGUGAAUCAUACAAAUCAGAAGAUGAUGAAUCUGAAGAAGAAUAUUAUAAUAAUACACCUCGUGUGACUGUAAUGGAACCCCAUACUGAGAAUAGUGAAGUGGAAGAUAAUUAUGAAAAGACUAUUGUAGAUGAACUUAAUGAAUUACCAAAUGAUAAAAAAUCAUUAAUAUUAUCUUAUAUAAGAAAUGGAAAUGAUAAUAAUAUGCAAUUAUUACCUCAUCCAAAUAAUAAACAAAAUAACCAAGAAAAUGUAUCUCCUAAUAGAGAUUUCUUUAGACAUUUUAUGGAUUUCGUUAAGGGAUAUAAACUUUUUGAUUCACCUGUUUUAAAUGCAUUAUUACCAUUUUUAUUUAUAGCUUUUGUAUAUUGUACAAUCACAAUGUUAGUAGGUAACGUACGUUAUAUUAUAGCACUUUAUAUAUUAGCAAAAAUAUUAAAAAUGCAUUAUGACUACAAACAUAAAGACAAUAACAAUAAUAAUAACAAGAAUAAUAAUAACAAUAAUAAUAAUAAUAACAGUAACAAUAAUAAUAAUAACAGUAACAAUAAUAAUAAUAACAGUAACAAUAAUAAUAAUAAUAAAUCAAAAAGAAAAAAUUAG